Messenger RNA from Trypanosoma conorhini, 2064 nucleotides. RefSeq names its product putative membrane transporter. The coding region runs from base 1 to 2064 and encodes 687 amino acids. NCBI's taxonomy places the organism in Eukaryota, Euglenozoa, Kinetoplastea, Trypanosomatida, Trypanosomatidae. The transcript has a single exon. Gene Ontology annotation, cellular component: membrane. The record is from RefSeq and is a predicted model, not a curated record.
AUGACCGAGGCGGGCACCAAAUUGAGGCUCUGCUCCGUUUCCUGGACGUCGGAGCGUCGCUGGUUUUUUCAGUUUUGCGUCAGCAUUCUGAUUUGUCUCAAUAAUGGUGCUUGCUUUUGCUUUGGUGUAUUCAGUCCAUACAUGAAGCAGGGGGCGUUUACGUACAGUCAGUCGGAAAUUAACGUUGUUUCCACGGUUGGUGUCAUUCUAAGCUACUUUUCACUUCCAACAGGGUUUUUGUACGAUCACAAAGGCCCCAUGCUAACACUGUUGGUAGGAACAGUGUUGAAUGUGCUUGGCUGGUUUGGCAUGUUUCUCUUAUUUGUAAAUAUGGACGCUCCGAUAUUAGGAACAAAUGUUGGAGUAAUGUGUAUCUUCUAUGGUAUUUCCCAAUUUUCAGCCAGCUUUUAUGAGACCGGCUCGGUCUUGACAAACCUAGACGCCUUCUCCUGUUAUCAGGGACGCGUGAUUCUCAUUCAGAAAACAUUCAUGGGUCUGGGAAGCUCUGUCAUUGUUCAGAUAUAUAUUGCCUUUUUUGAAGAACGCUUUGCAGGGAUUGGGCCGUUCUUCCUCUUCCUGGUCAUAUAUUCGCUAUCUGUCGGAGUGCUGGGUACAUUAUUUGUCCGCCUGCCCACGAAAAAAACGCAAUGCCUGGGUCUCAGCAUACCAGAUGAUGAGGUGAUUGAGAGCGGGGGCGCUGAAUCGCGUCUGUUUAAGCUUCCGUUCAACGUUGGCACGGCUAUACUUUUUAUGUUUAUUGCCUUUGUUCUGGCUGCGACCCUGCUGGAGAAUUUCCAUCCACCGUCGGAUUCUGACCGUGUCAUUAUUGGUGUUGUGACGAUACUCUUAUCCUUGUCUUUCGCUGUCAUGAUUUUUAUUACGCCCAGCUACUCCGUCAACUGCGGGGGGUAUGGCACGCAGGCGGUGGCGACGACAACAUCGCCAGCAACGGAAGCGGCAGCACCUGCGGCGGCCACUGCCACCGACGCCGCAGAAAGCGGUACCACAAAUUAUGCGUCACCGCCACCGCCACCGCCACCGCCACCGCCACCGCCACCGCCCUCUUCGCCGACCUCUUUUUCCGCCCUUUCGUCGAAUAAGUCGAAUGAGAGCCCUGCAAACGCGAUGAUGGAUGCGACUGCAGCACGGCACAAGCUAGGGGAACAAGAGAGCGGCUCCUUAUUGUUGUCUAGGGGCCAACGAAGCCAUGGUUAUCCCCGUGAAGGCAUUGGCCGUCAAGAAGUCGAAUUGGAUGUUGCAGCUGAGCCAGAUGUGACAACGGGGUCCGAGAUUAAUGUCCCUUUAGAGAGAGAAAGACAUGUUUCAAGAGGGUGGGACUCAUACUCGGGUGACAACUUCGCUGCCGAGUCUGAGGCUGCCCGACAGGAUGUGAAAUUAAACUCAAAGCCUUUAUGGCACAAUUUGUGUCGGCGAGAUAUGUGGCUCAUGUGGUACGUGUGUCUUUCGUCGUGGAGUUCGGCGACGUUGGUCUCCACAAACAGUAGCCAGAUCUACGAGGCUAUGGAUUUUCAUGGGUAUUCUUCUACAGUUAAUGUCGUCUUUGUCUCCAUUUACGGUGUUGCAAGUGCAAUGGGGCGCGUGGCCGUUGGCGUCGCGCACCCCAUUCUACUAACCAAAAAGAUCCCUGUUCCUACACUCUUUUGCAUUGCCCCGGUUUUAAAUACUAUCGGUCUACCGCUGUUUCUGGCAAUGCCAAAGAACGCCUUGGUGGUUCCCUUUUUUGUCAUUGGUCUCGCGACGGGUGUUUCGUGGGGAAGCACCAUUCUUAUCAUCAAGGGCUUAUUUGCACCGAACAACUGUGGAAAGCACUACAGUGCAUUGUACACGGCAGGAAUUGUGUCCCCAUUGAUUUUUAACGUUGGCCUAUUUGGACCCAUUUACGACUUCUACAGCAAACAGCAGGGAUAUUGGGAAACUCGUAAAUGUGAAGGGCGCUCUUGCAUUUGGAUUCCUCUGGUGGUAUGUGCUGUCGUGAACGCCAUUGCUCUGCCAAUGGCCAUCUACUUUGUUAUUCGGGUUUCGAAACGAGGAGGGCUGCUGUAG